Setaria italica (foxtail millet) is the source of this 3452-nucleotide messenger RNA. RefSeq names its product WD repeat-containing protein 44. The record is from RefSeq and is a predicted model, not a curated record. Gene Ontology annotation, molecular function: protein binding. Bases 427 to 2856 code for a protein of 809 amino acids. Lineage: Eukaryota; Viridiplantae; Streptophyta; Magnoliopsida; Poales; Poaceae. The transcript is spliced from 6 exons.
CGCCUGCCUACCCGACAGUAAACAGUAGCCGCUGGUAAACACCGCCACCACCAACGACGCACGCAGAGGGGGGCAAGGCGCAGCGGGGAGGGGGAUGGCAUCACCACCGCAAUAACAACGACGACGGCACCAGCGCCAACCACCACUUUACGAGGGCAGGCACAGCACAGGCGGGGAGAGGCAGGCGCGCGGCACGGGGCAGGAACCCGUCGCGAUUGGCCCGUCCGACGACGAACCGGUCGCGGGCCUCGUGCUCCUGGUGGAUCUGACGCCACCCGCCCGCGGGCGCGGUCGCUUUGCUUCCCCCUCAGUCCUCGUCGUCGACGCGUCGUCGACGCGUGCCGCCGGCCGGGCAAUUCCCCGCGAGGGGGCGCCGUGCCCAUUCGAUCUGCUGCCCCGGGCUCGGCUGUCAAUGCGGGCGCGGAGAUGAGCGCCGGCGGCGGGGAGGAGGAAGAGGAGGAGGAGGAGGUGUUCUACGAGUCGCGGGAACGCGUGCUCUCCUCCUCCGGCUCCUCCACCUCCGCCUCGGACGACGACGACCACGGCCUCCCGCGACGGCGCCGGGACGGGACCGCCUCCGCUGCCGCGGCGGCCGCAGCCGCUCUCGACGUGUGGAUGUCCGAACCGGCGCCCGUGCAGGAGCGCCGCCGGAGGCUGCUCCAGAUGAUGGGGCUCGCCGGGGACCCCGCCCUCGCGCGCCUGGAGAUGGGCCGAUCGGCCUCCUACGACGGGCCCGUACGACCGGCGGCGGUCUCGCCCAUCUCCCGAUCCAGAUCAGACGGCGCCGCGCCGGUCAAGCCCCCGCUGGGGGGGCGGUCGCGGCAGGCGUCGUCGGGCUCCUCCGAGGCCACGCCCGAGGGGGAGGAGGCCGACCCGAGGUGCCUAAUCCGGAACCUCGACGACGGCAGUGAGUUCGUGGUCAAGGAGGAGUUCGAGCUCCGCGAGGUCGGCACGGGCCGGCAGCUCACCAUGGAGGAGUUUGUUGACCUCUGCGUCGGCCGCUCGCCCAUCGUCCAGGAGCUCAUGCGACGCGAGAAUGUUGCCAACGCUGGCUCGAACAACGACUCGUCCACCCCCAUCCAGAGGUCCAACUCCGACUCCAGCAACGGAGCAACGCGACACCGGCGGCGUAGCAGCUGGCUUCGGAGCAUCCGGAACAUCGCUGGCUCCAUGGUGGUCACCUCCCGCGACCGCCGCAGCAGCGACGAGAAGGACACGUGCUCGGAGAAAGGCGGGCGCCGGUCCAGCUCAGCCACAGAUGACAGCCAGGACAGUGCCAGAGCCGUGCACCAUGGCCCGGUGCGCGUUAAGGUGCGGCAGUAUGGAAAGUCGUACAAGGAGCUCAGUGGUCUGUUCAUGAACCAGGAGAUACAGGCUCACAAUGGGUCCAUCUGGAGCAUCAGGUUUAGUCCAGAUGGCCGGUACCUCGCGAGUGCUGGGGAGGACUGCGUGAUCCAUGUCUGGGAAGUGUCUGAGUUUGAGAGGAAACGCGAGGAAAAUGGGGUGUGCAAUCCUUUUGUUGCAAUGGUGUGCAACGGUUCGCCAGAGCCAACAUUAGCGCUGGCCAGUCUGGAUGGGAGCAAUUCUGAGAAGAAGCGUCGGGCAAGGUUCUUGGAGAGUCGGAGGUCAGUGAGUUCAGACCAGCUCAUGGUGCCAGAACAUGUGUUUGCAUUGUCAGAAAAGCCGAUCCGAACCUUCGUGGGGCAUUCAGAAGAUGUGCUUGAUCUCUGUUGGUCCAAAUCUCAGUACUUACUUUCAUCUUCAAUGGAUAAAACAGUGAAGUUGUGGCAUAUCUCAAGCACUUCAUGUCUGAAAACAUUCUCACAUAGUGACUACGUGACGUGCAUCCAGUUCAACCCUGUUGAUGAUAGAUACUUCAUUAGUGGUUCACUGGAUGAAAAAGUCCGCAUAUGGAGCACUCAAAACCGUGAGAUUGUUGAUUGGCGUGAUUUGCAUGAAAUGGUCACUGCUGCUUGCUAUACCCCAGAUGGGCAGGUUUUAAUCAUCUAUACUUCAUUCCUUGAUCUAAAUAUCUUCGUGUUAAGGUCUAACAUGUUUCCUUCUUACCUGAAGAGUGCAUUAAUUGGUUCCCAUAAAGGCAGUUGCCAUAUUUAUGAUACAUCUGAUAAUAGGCUUCUUCAGAAGAAACAAAUUGAUCUGCAGAAUAAGAAAAAGAAGUCCAGUCAGAAGAAAAUCACUGGGUUUCAGUUUCUCCCAGGAAAUACUUCAAGGGUCCUUAUUACAUCUGCAGAUUCAAGAAUCAGGGUUGCUGAUGGCCUAAAUCUAGUUCACAAGUACAAAGGUUUUCGAAAUACUAGCAGCCAAAUCGCAGCCUGUUUAGCUGCUAAUGGGAGGUAUGUGAUCUCUGCAAGUGAGGAUUCCCAUGUGUACAUAUGGAGAAAUGACGAUAACCUUGAACAAGGCAGAAGUAAGGGGAAUGUUACUGUCACCAAUUCCUACGAAUAUUUCCACUGCCAGGAUGUGACAGCCGCUGUUGCUUUGCCAUCUGCUGGCUCGGCAAUGGUAUCCAGAACAAACUCCAGGAAACAUGAUGAACAGGACUGUGUAUCUGAGCAUCCUCUGUUGCAUGCUGUCCCUGAAUUGCAAGAUUCCUGUGAUUUCCAAGGCCAAAGUGGCAAUAUCCUAAGCACCAGUUCAAACCACAGUGGUGAUAGAGCAACUUGGCCUGAAGAGCUCAUGACGGCAACAAAGCAGAGCCCUCGGUCCAGUGCCAGUCUUCCCAGUGGUGCUGGUCAAGCUCCGAGUCGGUCUGCCUGGGGAAUGGUAAUUGUCACAGCAGGCCGUGGAGGUCAGAUCAGAACAUUUCAGAAUUUUGGGUUUCCUGCUCGAGUAUAGUAGCUAUGAGGCUGCUGCCUGGACUUGACAUCUGCUCUGCAGCAAGCCGGGUGAUUUUUGUGUAUAGAUAGGUGAAAAAUUGGGUGAUUUGCACAGCAGUCUGGGAUUGUAUUUUGUUGCUCCUAGGUGCAGCUGCUUGUGGACUUCGACUAACAUACGACCUGGCACUCGAGGCACGGCGAAUUCGUUUGCCCGGAAUUGUACAUGAGAAUGGGCCCGGGAAGGACGACGGGCGUCAGCCAGUUGGAGCGAGAUCUUUGGGAUCUUUUGCCACCAUCUUUUCAUCUGUUUUCUCCAUUGAGUCCAGUUUAGCUUUUCUCUUGAUGUUUACCCCUUUAUUAUAUAUUCUUGUAAGAAGAAAUCUCAGUUCUACAGAAAUAGAAAAGCAAAAAAGAGUUGCAUAGAGUGAUGAAAUUCGUUGUACUGGUAUAGCAGGCUAUGUUAAUGGUACAUGAAUAUAGGAGUAAUAGAGGUUCUAGGAAGAGAUGCAAAAUUUUUGAGUUCUGAAGCUUUUGGACCUUGCUUCUGGACAUGGUUGGCCCGGUGCAUUUCUGGUGGGAGUAUAUCUGGUGUCCAACUGUCGGUUAUCCAACAAA